AGAGGGGAGAUCAUCUCUUGUGUUUUUAUCAUCCCUGUCAAACUUUUUAACCUAACAGACUCUGAGAAAACUGUCACACAAGCGAUAUUCUACCAGCAACAUUUGGAACCACCAAGCUGUCAACGCACACAAUGUUUCCUCCCACUUCUUUACCCAGUGGACUGCUUGAAUGAAGUUCACAGUCCUUGAAUAUCUACAAAGUUGAAUUAAAGGCAUUCUCCACUUGACAAUGCCAAAGAGCUCAUUUUAAAUCAGAGCCAGUGCAAUGGGAGUUAAGCAGUUCUCACCAUUUCUUACUCAUUGGAAUUGUGCAAUAUGAUUUCAAUCUGAAAAUUCAGUGAAUGCUUUAAUGAAAGUCGGAUAUUUCUCAAAAAGCGGAUUGCCUUUAAAAAGGAGGAGCACAAACCUACGGCGACACGCAUAGGAAUUCAUCUUUAAUUUGACGUAAUGCCUUUAUUUUGUUUCAGAACAUGGCGUGAAAUAUUCUAAUCUCCAUAUUGAGCCGCCUCCCGACCCUUCCUCGAAUCCAAGCACGUCGUUAAUGUGCAUUUACAUUUAACUGCCUAUAAUAUAGAAGUAUAGCGGUGUCGGCUAUUAGUGUGCCUGAUAAAUGUCAUCAGAGAGCUAAUGAGUACAUUAGCUCAAAAAGAACCAUUGAUCUGGUUCCAAUUAUAUGAGCUGACGGAAGGAUUUUUAAAAUGUAAGUUAACUUGUCAGACAAAGCCUGCUUGAGGCUGGUGGCGCCAUGCGUUAACAGUGCCGUUCACCAUAUAAAUCAUGGUACAUUUUUCUAAUAAUUAUUAAAUUAAUUUGUAUAAUUUUACGGGAAAAGAUUUAUUCUCUUUGUCAAUCUUUUACCUCUUUGUAGACGCAUGCACGCACACUAUGUAACUGUGUACAAUGAUGCGUUGGCGGAUGGUCAUUCAUUACCUGGUAGAAAGUGGAACUGAUGCUGGCAUUUAGUUCCGGACAACAUAAUAAUCCAAGCUAAUUAAUCAGUGUAGACAGCCGCAGAAACAUAGAUUGAGAGUUGUGCUACACCUCCAGUGCCACGUGGACCACGUUUAUACUUUAGAAUACUCCUCACUUCACUUCACUUCAUAGUCAUUGGAUAUUCAUUCAUCAGACCAGAGAGAGACACUCUGUUCUGAAUGAAUCACCCAAAUCACCACCACAGCAAUAUCAUGUGAGACCCAUUUAGUCUGAUGUGAUGGCAUUUAAGACAAUAAACUAACAACAGAAAUACUUCUAUACAAACAAAUACUUAACUGUCCCGAAAACACAAAACUAAUUCUAUAUUGGAUUUUUUUUAAUGGUAAAACUGAUGUUUUUACUUAAUAUUUAAACAUUCCGUCAACACUUAAUAAUCUUAAAUCAUCUAGUUUUCACUCUCAUUAACAUGAUUGUGCAGUAAAGGAAACUGAAAUGUAGUUCAUAGAUUCAGACAGUUUUCCGGUGAGACUUCAAAUGAAGAUUUAGUAACUCGGGUGACCAACGAACCAAUGAGCGCCAUGACGAAAUGAUGAAGUCGUCGUGGCACUGGAAACCGCAAGGUUGAUGGUUCGAGUCCCAGCUGCCCCAUGUGCUAAGUCGAAGUGUCCCUGAGCAAGGACCCCUAACCCCUAAUUGCUCCCCAGACUAAAAUGCAAAUAGCCACGAACACACACACCUACAGGUAAUUUAAGUCCUGAGUGCAGAACGUGGCUUUAUGGUGUUGAUCUAGUUAAACAUAGAACAAGUUAUCUGCUUAGUUUUUAUAAAACAAUCCAAACUGUUUGCUGUUGAUCUUAUUUGUGCUCGCAAAGGGCUGUGACCUCACCAGUUCAACCUUGAUGAAUCAACUAACAAAAACCUUCCACCUGGGCUGGUGGAGCUGCUCAGUGAUCAACUAUUAGGAAGAAUGUGAAGAGGUGGAACUGUAUGCUCUUCAGUACAAAUAACUCAUUUACUAAAUGGAAUAAUUACCACUGUAUUUCUUCAUUUAGCAAUAAGGCUCCAUAAAAAGAUGCAAAGGGGCGACCAACAUAAAGCAGCACGGGCAAAGGAGGCGGAGUUAUUAAGUUAUAUGUGUUCUGUCUAAGGUGUAAAUCAGCCAUGAAAUGCUGUAUGCUUCACAGAGAAGUAAUUGACUAGAGAACAUUUGUAAAACACCAGCUGGCAGGGAACACAUGGUUUAUAUUUUUCUUUUCCAACUUGUUUAGAUUGGCUUAAAAUAUGCAUUUUUUGAUGAAUUCCAGGUGUCGAUUGUAUCAGAGAAAAUGCAAUUGAUUAAACCUGUGUUAAAUUAAAAUUGAGUUAGUAAAAAAGGUUUUUAUUCCUUAAAGUAAGAUGUAACAUUCAAUUUCUGCCAGUGGAUUCCCAAAUGCAACACAUUCUACCUUUGAUAAGUUAACCAAAAACUGAGAGGAAAUAAAGCUGUUUUACUUGUGAGGUGAAAACAAAGAACUUUAUUUUUUGCCCAUGUAAUUAGGAGAUGCUCCUGUGAAACUUUAGUCUUCGUUGAAGUUAGCGGAGUUCCUAAUGAGCUACAUGACUGCGUAUUAAAUAGCCAAAUCAUUAAUAUGUAUAUCCAAAGGUCAAUUGAGUCAGGCUUUGUUAAAUGCAUGAUGCUAAUGUGCCUGUUAUCCAAUUGUGUCUAUUUUUCUCCUCCUUGCAACCCACUUUUCUUGCUUUCAUUCUCUAGUUUGGCUUUGACCUUUGUGAAAAGUGUUGACGGCAGAUACAUCUUUAAGGCCUGUAAUGAAGACCUAAUGAAAAGUACAAACAAGUGGCAUAAGUGCAUGAAUGAAUGAGUCCACUGAGUGACUGGACCUGAAUGUGUAAUAUGCAGCAGACCGCAGUUUACCGACUGUCAUCUUCCAGGUUCACAAGGCUGCAGCUCGAUGAUUAAUGCAUGAGGCGGUUUAACGCCGGCUUGUAGCAGAGACUCCUGAUUGUGCUUCUCCCACUAUUUGGCAAGACACAAGUCUCUGCAGCAGGGACAGUUUUGCAGCAAAUUUCUGUCAAUAGACUUUAAAUAUGCAAUCUACAUGUCAAACUUAAUUAGUAAAGUAUGAUUUAAUUGUGUAAAACUAGGAAUCAGUUAUUUCACUUCCCAAUUAAUUCUCUUAGUUUUACAUUGAUUGUAAAAACAAUUUUCUUUGCAGCGAUUGAAGCUUUGUGGAAAAUGAGCAUUAUUUUUUACUCUGCAUUAAUUAAUUGGGCUCAUCUGAGACUGGGAGCUGCUAUCAGUUCCAAAAUAAUAUAUGAAACAGCACUUGAACUCUUGAACUAAACUAAAGAUAUCGGCCCUUCUUAGUAUUCCAGAUGGUUCCCUGUGUAGACACCUAACACCUAAAAGGCUUAAUAGUGACACUUAAGAUGUUGUCUUUCUCAUGUUGACAAUAAUAAAACAAACUAGGAAGCGUAAAAGCAAAGGACAUCUUGAUGUUACUGCUCUGCAUGUUUCAGUCACAGCCGGACCCUGCAAGCAUGGAAAUAUUUCAAACAAAAAGCUCUGGUAACUGUAGCUUACAAGCAAUGUCACAGUGUCACCAGAAGGUGGUGAUUGCAGAUUACAGAGGCCGAGCAAGCUGACAUAUUUUGUUUCAUCGAGAUUUAUUCUUCUGGUAGACCAACAUUUAUUUAAUUUUUGUUUUGUUUCUAUUUGGCUGCCCCAAAAAAUACUGAUAUUAUAAUGCAAGGCUGAAGUACUAUCUUCUUUAUUUUAUUUCUUAUUCUAUCUAUUGCACUUGCUUACAUUGUAAACACACAGGACACCAUGUCAGAAUGUGAACUAAAUACUCCCAAAAGAGCCACCUGUGACCUUAAGCCACUUUGUAAAGGUUUAUUUUCACUCUUGACGCCGAUGACACAGACCAGAUGUCAACACUCUGGUUUACUGUUGGACCGUGUGGUGUGGGGUCUGUGCGGAGGUGCUGGUAUGGCAGCAUCUGUCACUAGUGUUUGUGUGGCAGGGCCCCCACUAGUGUUUUAUUGUCUGAGUGACCACACUGAAACAUAGGAAGAAAAUCCUCACGUUUAAACUAACAAUAUACCAUGAAUGGUGUCUCUGGUAUUUUUCAAAAGCCCGGCUGAGACCAAAAGGAACAAGCUUAAAUAAAGAUCUAAAACAAAAUAUGAUGUGUAAAAUGUAAAAGAAAAUAAGUUAAAUAGAUGAAUAAUGAAUUAAAAAAGAAAAUGUGUUGCGUGUGUGUAUCAGAGAAAUCAUUUACAGAAAUUAAUCAAUGCAACUACUUUCACAUUUCGAAAAAAUGAUCAUCAGAAAUGCAGAAAACUGAAGCUUUGAGUGGAGCAACCAUAGACAUAUAUAAAGGACAUAUAACUUUUAUAUAUGUCUAUGGGAGCAACCCAUUUGAGGAUUGAGAAAGAGUAUAAAAAGACAAACAAAGCGUCAAAAUAAAGACUAAAGAUAUGUAUCCAAUUACUGGAAAUGUCCGUGAUUGUUACAUUAUCGUACCCUGUUCUCUUAAUUUAUCUUGAAAAAUAUCAGUACUUUCAUGCAGCUGAAGCAAAUAUAAUUCACAAUAAUAUCAGCGUUUGCUUUUGUGUCAAUAAAUUCAGAGACCGUAGGUUUAACUGGAUGUGAUUGUCAACAACUACCAAUCGGUUUUAUUUAGACGGGCAACUUUUUAUUAUUAUUAUAAGUAAGUCGUUUUUAAAACAUUAAACACUUCAAUGUGAUGAAGUUUCUGGCUUUUUUAAACUUUUUUUUAUUUAUUUAAAAUGCAACGUAAAUAUCCACGCAAACAGAAUCCUUGUUGAAAUGGCGCACAAAUAGCCUACCUAUUAGAAAUGGUUGGAUGUUGAGGUUUCGGUGUCCUUGGCCAGCGGGUGGCAGCGGAGCUCCAUCACGCGGAGGCACCAUCCUAAUAAACGGCAACGUCCGUUUAUUAGGAUUCUCCAUCCGCUCGUCACCCUCACAGAUCAUCACUUUCUUACUUACUAAAUCAUGUUUGAAUAGCGAGGCUGUCAGCCCGCGUGCCAAAACACCACAACCAACCUUAAAAACACACUAUUCUUAUUUAUCUCACACACACUUUAUUAUUGCUAUUAAUUUAACGUUACAUACCCGAAUAAAUACUUGGUUAGUAAAUGUAUUCAACUCGGGUGUGUUACACGCGUAUUUGUUGCAAACGCACAAGGAGGGAGUCAAUGAGUGAGUGUCAUUUUGGACCGUUUGGUUCUCUCCAUCUGGCAACCUGCGCGCAGCCUCCGGUGCGCGCGUCAGGACACCGACUCCGUGCGCCCUCCGUGCGCCGCGGAAAUGCUCAAAAGGCACCAGCUGAAAGCUCUGGUGAACGAGCGGCUGGAAGCCGCUGCUGAGGAAAUAUUCCGUAUCUUUGAGACAACCAUCAGAGACUAUGAGGCGAUCGUUUUGCGGUCAAAACAGGAGGUGGACCAACAACAAAGCCGGCUGGCAGGUGGAAAGGCUCUGUGCAGCUCUCUGUCCGAGAAGAAGACCUCUUCCCCUCCCUCUGAGCAAUGUCCCUUUGAUAAGAAGACUGACCUGUGUGAGGAUGACCAGGAGCCCCCUCGGAUUGAAGGGGAGCAGCGAGAGCUGUGGAGAGCUCAGGCAGUUCACAACCAGCAGGAGGAAGCGGACACAAAAGACUCUAUAUCAUUUAUAUGCAAAAGGCCGGAUGACAAUGCACAACAGUUCCCACACGAUAACCCUGAGGCUGCAGAGAAUGCGGAGCCCACCAGCUCCCACGCACAGUUGAAAUCAGAACCCGAUAAAGAAGUCCGUGAUGCAUCAGAGCCAACCAGGGACUGCCAGAUGAGUGAAGUAAGUGACGAUGCAGGGAGAGUCUGUGGAGGAUUUGACUCCGGUGGAAACAGGAAGAAACCCUGGCGAGGUGGUGACGAGACAGCAGACAGGCCGCACACCUGCAGCAUUUGCAACAAGAACUUCCGGAUUAAAUCCAUUCUAACUCGCCACAUGAAGACGCACACGGGAGAGAAACCUUACAGUUGCGGCGUUUGUGAUAAAAGCUUCAUCCAGCGCUCCUAUCUACACACUCACAUGAAUUCUCACUCUGGAAAGAAACCACACACGUGUAGUUUUUGUGGCAGAGGCUUCACACAAGUGGGAAACAUGAACGCGCACAUACGGAUCCACACGGGAGAGAAACCUCACAGCUGCGCCGACUGUGGUAAAAGUUUUAGAGAGAAAGCGGAUCUCAUCAAGCACACUAUUAUCCACACUGGUGAGAAACCUUACGUUUGCACUGUAUGCAGGAUGAGAUUCAGCGCUCAGUCUAAUUUAACACGCCACACGAAGACUCAUUCAGGGGAGAGGCCGUAUAGUUGCUCCUCUUGUGGGAAGAAAUUCAUUCGACGCUCCCAUUUACUUAUUCAUAUGAAGACUCAUGCAGUGGAGCGUCUCUAGAGGUUAUAAGAUGUGCUUCUUUGUGGUAUUUAUUUGAUAAUAUCCCAUACGGAGUUGACAAGGAAUCACAUUAAAAAGGAUAAUUGUAUGAAAUAAAAACAUUUUGUAAAGACCCAUUAGGAGGCGUGCUGCUAAUCAACAACCAUAAAUAUGUAUAUAAAUGUUGUAUAAUUGUACAAAUCUUUAUAUUAAAAAAAUAGUUUGCUUAUG
Gasterosteus aculeatus aculeatus (three-spined stickleback) is the source of this 6601-nucleotide messenger RNA. RefSeq lists its product as uncharacterized. NCBI's taxonomy places the organism in Eukaryota, Metazoa, Chordata, Actinopteri, Perciformes, Gasterosteidae. The record is from RefSeq and is a predicted model, not a curated record. Gene Ontology annotation, cellular component: nucleus. Gene Ontology annotation, biological process: regulation of gene expression.